GCAGGCGGCUCCCGAAAGGAGGAGAAAUAGCGGAGGCUCCGCGCAGGCAGGCCGCGUUGCGCGCCUCUCCGUCGCGGCCUCGGGAGCAGCUCCAUGGCGGGACCUGGGCCGCGCCUGGCGCCGCCGCUGCUGCUGCUGCUGCUGCUGCUGGCCCUGGGAUCGGGGCCGCUGCGCGCCUCCGAGCUCGACUGGCGCCGCUUGGAGGGGCUGACGCGGGGCAAGGUGGAGUCCUGCGGAGGAUGACGGCUGAACCGCCUGACAGAGGUGAAGGCCUUUAUCACAGAAGAUCUCCCUCUGUACCACAACCUUGUCCUGAAACACCUGGCUGGAGCGGAUCCCGAACUGGUGCUGCUCAACUUUAAGUAUGAAGAGUUGCAGAGAAUUCCAUUGGCUGAAAUGUCCCGGGAAGAGAUCAACCGGCUGGUGAAAGAGUUGGGGUUCUACCGGAAGGAGACGCGCGAUUCACCUGUUCCGGAAGAGUUCCAGCUUGCCCCCGCGAAGCCUCUGCCUGCCUCAGAAGAAUCCCAGAGAGAACAGGCGGCAGAGAGGAAAGGGGCGAAGGGCAGCGAACUGUAAAUCUGGGUGCCUUUGAAAACUGCAGGGGUUGUGUGUGUCGGCAAGGCGUGAGAGACUGCUGGCGUUCGGAACAUGCAGCCUCUCAAGACUUCCAGCAAGGCAUCCUCUCCAUCAGGGGUGGGCACCUUGUGGGCCUCCAGAUGUUUUGGCCUACAACUCCCAUCAGCCCUGGCCAGUAUAACCAAGGAUGAGGGAUCAUGGAAGUUCUAGGCCAAAAACAUCUGGAAUUGUCCAUCCUGAUCCAGCUGCUUCCAAGUAUCUCUUCACAACAAUGAGGGACAGAAACUUGCUUUAAAAACAAAAGCGGUGGAUUCUUUAGUCUCUGCCACAUUCUUCGGCUACUCUGCUCUCCAGGAGCAAACACACAGCCCUGCAAAUGCCGCAGCAGGUCUGAAAGCUCUUGGUGCCGAGUGUGG
Molecule: messenger RNA, 992 nt
Organism: Elgaria multicarinata webbii
Lineage: Eukaryota; Metazoa; Chordata; Lepidosauria; Squamata; Anguidae
Gene: SELENOM
Product: selenoprotein M
Exons: 5
Cellular component (GO): endoplasmic reticulum lumen
Molecular function (GO): oxidoreductase activity
Source: RefSeq, a predicted model, not a curated record